Molecule: messenger RNA, 31334 nt
Organism: Loxodonta africana (African savanna elephant)
Lineage: Eukaryota; Metazoa; Chordata; Mammalia; Proboscidea; Elephantidae
Gene: ATXN2
Product: ataxin 2
Exons: 25
Coding region: 26786-30091 (1101 amino acids)
Biological process (GO): cytoplasmic stress granule assembly
Cellular component (GO): cytoplasmic stress granule
Molecular function (GO): mRNA binding
Source: RefSeq, a predicted model, not a curated record
CAUUGCUGUCGGAGGCCGCCGAGAAGCAGGCGCCUUUGAACAGGGUGGGCGAGGGCCGGGCCCCGCCGGGCCGCUGCGGGAAGCGGGCCGCUGCGCAUUUUCUCACUACCCCCGCCUCAGUCGCUGGAAUUUCGAGGGAAGAGGAAUUGCCGCGGGGGCAUGAAGGGCUCCUGAAAGCAGAAAUGCGGGUGUUUACUUGCGACCCCCGCCCCCUCCCCCUAACUCAGGCUUGUGGUGGGGCCCCGGGGGCUCGGUGUGUUUUCAGCGAACUGGCUUUGACUCUGGAGGGCGUGUUUGCGUGGGAAGGCCUGUUGGGGGUGGGGGGUGGCUGUCAGUUCGUAUUUCAUGAAGUAAGAAAAUGCUUAGUGUUCAAACUGGGCAGCAAAUGUCAAUAGACUCCAUUCCAUUGUGGCCGGUGUCCUUAACUUGGGGAGUGCCGCCAGAGCUUACCAAGGGCACACAAGUCCAUUUCCCCUGUGCCCCGGGCCCCUCCGUGGUGCAGGCACUGCCAUGCCUCCCUUAGGCCUAGGCAGAACUGGCAAGGCCAGUGACCAGUGUCCUCCUUAAAUAGACAUACUGGUCUUUCAAAGGUGGGCUAAGGGAGUUUUUCAUACACUGAGUUUUCUUUUUGAAAACAAAUUUUCAGCGAAAUGUAAAUACUCGUUUACAGCAGGCGAACUUUACCUAUCCAGAUGAUUCAGAGCUGGUUUUUAAGGAAUUCUCCCUUCAGAGGGGGGACAGUCACUUUUUUGGCUUCUCCUCCCCACAGUCCCACGGUUUCCCCUUCUCUGAAGCACCCACCAAUGCUGCCUAGCCCAACAAGUUCAAAUGAAUGAUAGUUUCUGCAGCUCUGUACACUUAGCAUUCUGUAACUUCAAGUUUCCCUUUUUCAGUGGCAAUGAUAGUGAAAAACAUUUAAAAGAUACAGUUUUAUAGAAGAGGGUGCUUUUUUUUUUUCUUUUUAGGUUUUAAAGGUAGAAAUAUGACAGAUACCUUGUUCAAAUAAUUAAAAAUUAAAACUAAAGGUUUUUAAUUGCAUUUGCCCUCCCUAGGCUUAAGCAUUAGAUUAUUCAGAGUAGUUUGAAUGGUCAAAGAUAGCUGAAAUGUUUUAGUAGUACAGAUCUUUUUCUGUUCCUUAAGGCUUCAUAAAAACUUAGAGUUAAUUUCUUCCUUGCUUUAAAUCCUUUUAUUUGAGGUAUAAAUUGUAGCCUUUAUUCUUUUUCCUAAAUAUGCAAAGUUUUGUUUAAUGUGAAAUUCACAUAAUGUGAAAUUUUACUCUUGAGCACAUCUUUAGUUAAUGUACUUGUAGAGUUGCUUUUAUGAAUCACCUUUACUGGGUUCUUUGUAAACCAGUUACAAUAUCUAGAAUCUCCUCACUUAACAUUUGAAUGCAUCAGUGGUAAAAUAAGUUUCUGAGCAGGGGUAAAGGCAAAAAAAAAAAAAGGAAAAAAAGCAUCAUUGGGUUUGACAUGGUUAAAAGUAGCAAAAUAUUCUUCAAAGCUUUGAAAUUCAUGUCUGUUUUAAAUAGCAUAACAUAUCAUCAGAUUUGAUUUUUACUUUUUUGGUGAAUAGUGGAUUUUUAUGGCCUUUACAAAAUGAUUUGUUCUGUCUUUUUCACAUACUUUUGAGAAGGUGGAUUUUUUUUUUUUAAGGAAAGAACAAUGUAGCUACAAUAUUAAAAUUGGAAAGUAAUUAAUUUUAUUUUAACCCAAUUUUUAUUUUUGCCUUUUAUUCUUCAGUUCUUAUCAAUGUAUUUUUAUGUUCUUGCAUUGCUGAUUGCAUGUUAUUUGUAUUUAGCUUUUUUUUUCGUUAGUAUUGAUAUGUAUAUAUGGUUUCUACUCGUAUUGUUGGCAUUUGGGUUUCCGCUUUUUUGUUAUUAUAGAUAAUUGUGCAGUGAACAUCUUUACACUAAAGCUUUUUUGCUUCAGUGUAGUUAUUUCCUUUGAGAACGUUCCCAGGAGUGACAUUACGAGGUCAAAGGGCUUCAAGAUUUUUACGGCUCUUGCUCACUGCCGAAUUGCUCCUCAGAAGAUUUGUAUUAAUUUCCAGUGCAGAGAAGGUGGAUCUUCUUUAGAAUGGCUUCUUUGUAGUUUGUCAAACACUGGAGGGCAUUUUGAAGGGAAAAGUUGCCUUUACUGUGAAGUGCACACAUUAAGUGCUUUUGUUAGUUACCUGAUUGUUUACAUUGGAGUUUGAGUUUGAAUUUGUUUCCUCUGGGGAUUUAAUAAUGUGUGUGAUGGUGCUUGGAGAACUGUAGCUGUUAACACUAGUGAGGAUACAUAGUUUAUCUGUUGUACUAAUACUUCGACCUGGUAAGUACAGGAAUGAAUGUAGUGGGGAAGUGUUUUUAAAGCUUUUUUGUUUUUAUUUUUUACCUUCUUUCAUCUAAAAGUGUUUUUUAUUAGCUGCUAGUCUGUAACCAGCCCCUGGUGGCACUGUGGUUAGGGGUUCAGCUGCUAACCAAAAGGUCAGCAGUUCGAAUGCACCAGCCACUCCUUGGAAGCCGUAUGGGGCAGUUCUGCUAUGUCCUUUGUGGUUGCUAUGAGUCAGAAUUGAAUUGACAGCAGUGGGUUUUUAGUCAGUACCCAGGCCCCAGUUGUGCAGUGGUUAGUCGUUUGGCUGUUAACCAAAAUGUAAAGCAGUUCAAAUCCACCAGCUGCUCCUUGGAAACCCUAUGGGGCAGUUCUGCUCUGUCCUAUAUAGUCGCUAUGAGUCAGAAUCGACAUGACAGCAAUGUAUUUAGUUAUUUUUGGUAACUUUUAUGUGAUUUCAUGGCACUGUUGAGAACUGUCACUAGUUAGCCCAUGUUUCUUCUACUUCAACAUUCCCUUCAAUAUUUUGAAAAAUAAUGAUUUACUAAUCCUAUUACCCCAAUUCUGAUCCUAAAUAGUAUAGCUGGAUUUCUUUGGAUACAGGAUUCAGUGUGAGUAAUUUUUUUUUUCUUUUAAAUUCUUAGUAAUUUUCAGCUGAGUACUUUCACUGCUUCUUUCUCUGGAGGCAUUGCAACUUAGAAAGUAUAUUACAAUUUAGGGUCAUUGUUCAUCAUGUUCCAUUUAAUGAUCAGUGAGAUGUUCAUCUCUUUAAAUUAAAAGUCUUCUGGACGGGCCUAAAACGUCUACAUUUAUUCCACACGUAAAUUUACUGAGUAUCUACUAUGUACAAAGCAGGUGCUUGACAUACAUCAGUGAAUAAAACAAAGGUAGCUACCCUCCUAGAGCUGACAUUCUAAUGUGAGGAAACACAAUAAAAAAGAGGGAUUAAAGUAGCAAACUAUAUAUAACAUAAGGGAGCAGAGGAGAGCAGAUUACAAAUACAGCGAAUAUACAGAAGUUGUCAAGGAUUUCAUUUUACUUGGCUCCACAAUCGAGAGCCACGGAAGCAGCAGUCAAGAAAUCAAAAGACGCAUUGCAUUGGGCAAAUCUGCUGCAAAGGACCUCUUCAAAGUGUUGAUGAGCAAAGAUGUCACCCUGAAGACUAAGGCGCUCCUGACCCAAGCCAUGGUAUCUUCAAUCGCAUCAUAUGCAUGUGAAAGCUGGACAGUGAAUAAGGGAGACCGAAGAAGAGUUGACGCUUUUGAAUUGUGGUGUUGGUGAAGAAUACUGAACAUACCAUGGACUGCCAAAAGAACGAACCAUCUGUCUUGGAAGAAGUGCGGCCAGAAUGCUCCUUAGAGGCAAGGAUGGCAAGACUGCAUCUUACGUACUUUGGACAUGUUGUCAGGAGGGAUCAGUCCCUGGAGAAGGACAUCAUGCUUGGCAGAGUACAGGGUCAGCGGAAAAGAGGAAGACCCUCAACGAGGUGGAUUGAUGCAGUGGCUGCAACAAUGAACUCAAGCAUAAUAACAAUUGUAAGGGUGGCACAGGACUGGGCAGUGUUUCCUUCUGUUGUGCAUAGGGUCACUAUGAGUCGGAACCGACUCGUUGGCACCUAACAACAACGGCAUACAGAAGGGACUAGGUUGCAAUUUUACAUGGGCUAGGGUGGGCCUCUUUGAAAAGGGGACAUUUGAGCAAAGAUUUGAAGGAGGCGAGGGAGUUAGCCACUUGCUUUUUAUCUAAAACAGUCAUAACAAACGUGGCUUUGUUUGUAAUUUUUGAGGUUUAAACUACAUUAUCCUUUGUUAAUUUUUUAAUGUGGGUAUUGAUAAUAACUAAUGUUGAGGUUACCCAAAAAAGUUAAUUGAUGUUUAGGUCUCUAGAGGUGAACUGUAGAUGGCUGUGUUGUUAACAAAAGAAACACACUGGGCUUGUUUAUUUUACCUAAUUAGUUUAAUGUUCAAUGCAAGUACCUAAAGAAAAUACACUUUUUAAAGGUUAGACAAAAACCCACAUUGAGUUGCUUAUCUUGGUUUGUGAAAUAAAAAAGUAAGGCUGUAAUUGCUGGAAUAUUUUGCAUUCUGAACCAGUGAAAACAUUCAUGGUAUCAGUCAUGUUUGGUGUUCUUUUUUGUUUAAGUGUAAACUUGUAUUUUCUCAUUAGAGAGACAGUUAAUAAUUUUACUCAGGGGAUGGUAACUCAUAUCAUAGCUAUUUAAUGGCCGUAUCUUUCAACUUAAAGGAGUAUUUGAUUUUUUUUUUUUUGUCCUAAAUAGCUACAACAGUGUUAGAACUGUUUUUCAUCGUCACGAGGUGUGUUUCUGUACCUUGAUAAGGAUUUUAUGUUUUUAGCAGGUUUUUUCCUAGAAUUGUAAUUUCUAUUUUGGGUAGUUACUAGUAGUGUUUCGAUAGUAAUAAAGAGCUGAGCCUGAACUAUUUCAAAUGAUUGUUUUAACUUCAGUGGGAGAUGUAAGUAGAAUUUAUUAGCAAGCCUAUGUGCCACUCUUUCUUUUUAAGUGAAAUAAUUUUUCUGAAACGUAUCUGGGUCAUCUGUGACUGUUACCAUACUUAAGUUUUAAUAGGAUGCUACAGUGGUCCGUUUUAGCAAGAGUGUUACUGAAUUGUAAAUGGAAUUUGCUAAAAACAGUUAAUUCCAACAGUAUAUAGCCCAUUAAAAGAAUACCAUUUUCUGUUGAGGCCUUUUUGUCUCCUCAGAAGUUAGAUUUCAAAAGUAGGGAUGUUUUUCUUAGAAAAGUUACUCAUUGGUGAAUAUAAAGGUAGUAUCAAGCCUUUGAAAGGUUGCAGCAUCUAAUCUAGAAUUUGUGAUGUAGACUCUUGAACCCAUAAGCUUUACUAGCUAUAGUUAUGAUUGAAAAUAGGUUGACCUGUAUCUUAGUGUGUCUUUUAAUAUCCUUAAGUAUAUUUUAAAAUACAUACUUUAAUACAUAAGUACAUUAAAUGUGUGUUUCUAUUCAAAACUAAUUUGUUCUGCUUUUGAAGAUGCAUAUUUUGUGUAGAACAUAAAAACCAAAAAACCAAACCUAGUAUUCUUCGUUAAGAUCUAUGCCUAGCAAAGCACAUUUGCAGUAAGCCACUUUUAUAUAAAAGCCAAUUCAUUUGUUAGUUCAUUCAUUAAAGAGAUUUUGUCGUGUGUGUGUGUGUGUGUGUGUGUGUGUGUGUGUGUAAGGUAUUUGGUGCCUUGGGGCAUACAGACGUGCAGAGUAUGGUCCUUGAUCUUAAACUGCUUAUAGUAUAAGAGAUAUAAUUCAACUUUAUUUUACCACAAUAGAAAUUUUAAAAAUUAAAAAAGUGAGAUAUACUUGAACCGGUGACCAGAACACAUUUAUGCUUGAAAUUAAUAGAGGAAGUGUUUAUAUAAAUAUUGCCUCAUUUAUAUUUGAAAGUUUUGUCUCAUAUUAAGUAUUCAUUGUAGAAAAGUAAGCUGGUGCAGAAAAGCAAAAAAAAAAAAAAAAACCUUAAAAUCACUCGUAAUUUUAGCACUGAGCUAUAACCCAUUAGAAGCUUAGUGUACAUCUUUCUAGGCUCUUUUAUGUAUGUAAAGUGUACAUGUGUUAAAAUGGAACUAGGUGGUACAUACUGUUUUGAGAUCAGUAAUAUAUGUCAUCUUCUUAAAUACAUAUUUUUCCUAAAACUGUAAAAUUUUAAAGCUGAAUGAUGUAACAGGGAAUCUCAUUUAAAAAAAAAAAAAGAAAUCUAAACUUUGAGAGAUUAGGAGACUUGCCCAAAACAGUGUUUUGUGAAAUUUUUAUUACGUCUUUCUUUAUAUAAACAUACGUAAACAAGGUCAUGCUGGGUAUUUUAAAGAAUACCCAGUUGUAGACCUUACCCAUCCAGGAUAUCUUUUUGUAACCUUGAGUUUGGGUGGCUAAAAUAGGAAAUCAAGUUCCUUUGUCUUUAAUAUAGGUAAUUCUUUAUAUAUGUGGUGUGAAAUCUGAAUUUAAACGUUUAAUCCUUGGUUUUUAAAGAUUUGGUAUUGUCAGUCUGGAUUUAGCCUCACGUUUUUUUUUUUUUUUUUUGCUGAUAAUUACUUAUGAUCGUGUUCACAUAGAAUAUUCAUAUAGAAGUUUUUCUAUAUCCUUUAUUUAAAAAAAAUUAUAUGAAUUGUUUAUAAGUUAAGCCUUGAAGUUGAGUCAAGGGGCUAUAAAGUGUCAAUUUCAUGCCGUAACUAAAAGCUAACUACAUUUUGGGAAUUGGGUAAAAUAUUUUUCUAUAACAGAAUCUUUUGUAAAGUCCGCCAAUUUGUGGUAUGUAAAUAUAAGUGAAUGUAGCUUAUUUUUAUUAAGUGUAUCAGAACUUUAGGAUGUUAUCCUCUUGAAAGUCUUACCUUGGGAAUCUUUAAGUGUUGACAUUGGUCAAAUAUUUUUGAUUGCCACUUUUCAUGUUGCUUUUAUAAAUCGUUUAAAAAAUAUUCUUAGCUUAGUUGUGAUCUUUGGGAUAAGAGAUGUAAAGCCAAAGUCAGAAUUAAUCUUGAUUUUGGUUUUAGUUAAAAAAAAAAAAAAAAAAUUUUUUUUUUUUUAAUAUUGUGUUUCAGGUGAAAGUUUACCCAGCAGAUUAGAUUCCCAUUCAACAAUUCAUAUACAGAUUGUUCCAUGACAUUGCUUACGAUCCCCGUACUGUGUCAGCACUCUCCCAGUUUCCACCCGGCCUGCCCUGUUUCCAUCUAUCCAGUUUCCCUCCCCUCCUUGCCUUCUCAUUGCUUUUGUGUAAAUGUUGACCAUUUGGUCUCGUAUAGUUAAAUUGUUUAAAGGAGCAUGUUCCUCAUAAGUGUUAUUGUUUAUUUUAUAAGCCAGCCUGAAAGGUGACCUCCGAGAGUGGCUUCAGUUCCGGGUUAAAAGGAUGUCUUAGGAUGGUAGUCUCAGGGGUUCCUCUAGUCUCUGUCAGUUCAGUAAGUCUGGUCUUUUUUAUAAAUUUAAGUUUUGCUCUGCUUUUUUCUCCCAUUCUGACUGGGACCUUCUAUUGUGUCCUGGUCAUAGCAGUUGUUAGUGGUAGCCGGGUACCAUCUAGUUCUUCUGGUCUCACGUUAGAAGAGGCUGUGGCUCCUGUAAGCCAUUAGUCUUGUGGACUAAUUGCUUCCUUGAGUCUUUGGUUUCCUUCACUCUCCUUCCCGAGUCACUCUUCUUUUGGGAAGAGACCAAUAGUUGUAUCUUAGGGAAAGAAGUUAACUAGUUUCAUCCCUGAAACAUACUUGAAAACCAGGGAGAGAGGAAGACUUCAGGCCUUUGUGCUGAAGCUUGUGCAGAUUACAGAGAGCUCCUCAGGGCUUCUGCAGAGCUUAUUUACUUCCCUUAGAUUCUGCCCAGCUUGUUUCUGACAGAUGACCAGCAAGUUAGAAAGGCAAAACAUUCAGAGGCAAACAUAUGGACAGCAACAAGAAACAAUAAUAUUGUGAUAGAAAGUUAAGAAACGGGAGAAGUAUUAAAAAAGUGUAAGAGGUAAAAAAAAAAAAAAAAAUGCCAUCCUGGGGGUUAUGACUGUGACUUUAUAGCACUAUGCCUCAGUAGGCCCCCGGGGUAUCACUGUUUUAUAGCACAGCAUAGCUAAUUGAUGCGCUCAUAAUGGUGCCUCCUAAGACAAGGUUAUAUUGUUUUUCAUAUCUUUCAAAGAAGUAUUUUUGUAAACUGCAGGUCAUGACCCUUUAGUAGGUUGUGAAAUCACUUUAGUGGGUCAUGACAACCAUUUGUAGAAAAACGAAAAAGAACGGAAAGUACUAGCAUACGUUGCAUUGUUAAGGGGAAGCAUUGUUUGAAGCAGCUUCUGUUUCAGUAAUGUGUGUAUAUGUAUACAUACACACGCAUACUUCAUUGCGGUAUAAAAUGUAACUUUUCCUCAGUGUAGACAAGAAGCCUCUGCUUCAGAGGCAGUGAGGUGCAGUAAGGGAUUAAGGGAGAGUUUUGGAUUAAGAGAGGGCUUUGAAGUUUCGUCUAGGCUAGGGUUUGCCAGAUUUCACAAAUAAAAAUACAUCCACUUAUAUUUUAACUCCUAAUAAACAAUUACUACUUUUUUUUGAUGUAAAUACAUCCCAUGGGACAAAAUUAUUUGUUGUUCAGCUGAAAUUCAGAUUUAACUGGGCAUCCUGUAUUUUAUCUGGCAACCUUAAUCUAGGCUAGAAUCAUGGUUCACCACUUAGUAACUAAAAUUUAAGCUUGGUGAGGGAAGGCGCUUUGUUUUUUCACUGCUAUAUUUCUCUCUGAGAACCGAGCACGCAUGGCACUUAGUAGGUAAUUAGAUAUUCGAAUGAAUGAAUGAUGUUGGGCAAGUUACUCAAUCACUUACUCCAUCUCAGUUUCUGUAUCUAUUAAAAGGGGAAAAGAAUACCUUCCUCAAAAAGCGCGAUACCGAAGGCUUGAUACAUUCCAUUCUUGGCCCCUAAUAGGCUCUUGAUUUAGAGUUACACAGAUUUCUUUAGUACCCAUUCUGUAUACAAGUGAAGAAACUAACGCCAAAGAGAUUAUUUACCAGAGUCUCCCAUCAUUGGCUACAUAGCUGGCAUUAGAUUCUAGUCUACUGCUCUAACAUAUUUCUUAAGACUUUUCAAAAUUUGAUGUUUAUGCAGUUAUCCGAGAAAAGAUGCCCCUAUGCAGAAGAAAUCAUUUUCUGAGGGUUCCAGUUACCAUAGGCUCCACUUCGCUUUGCUGUUCUCUCUCCCCCCGCCCCCCACACAUAUGUUUCAAGUGGUAGAGUGUCUCUUUAGUCCUUUUAACUUAGAAACUUGAAGCCAAAGUGCGGGUCCUCCGUAGUAUUGCUAUUAGGCAUUUCCUUCCUUUCCUCUGUGACUAUCCUGCUCUGAUCCUUAACCUAGAUGGCAGAUAGCUUUUGCAUUGUUUGCCACUUCUGACUGAUGGAGUGUUAUGUACAGGAUUCUGAGAUUUCAUUUAGCUUUAGUUGGAGGGUGAGGAAGGGGUACCUGAGGGUAUUUGCUGACUGUAGCAUAGCCAGCCUCCCUUUUGGUCUUUCCAUGUCCGGAAACUUUCUAUUUUUAAGUUACCCUGCACACACACUCCAUAGCUAGAAUGAUCUCCCCAAAACCUCUUUCAUUAUGUUCCUUUUCUGCUCAGAAACUUUGAGUGGCUCUCAGUACUGGCUGGGUCAAAGCCAUCCCCCGCCUCCCGCCCCGACUGAGCACGACGCCAUAUUUAUUCUCCAGCAGGAAACAGACUCUUCUGCCAGUCUUGUCUUCUUGUCCUCGUAAACGUAGGUCUUACCUUCAAGGUUUAGCCCAGAUCCUGUGUUGCAUAGUGUCUCACUGUAUUUGUCCUGGGAAAACGUGGCUCCCUGUGGUAUUCAAUGCCCAGUGCCUUGUGUUGCAGUGCACAGCUACACCUCUUACAAACUCAUCUUAGGAUGAGCUCUGAGAUAGGAGCAAGCAAAGCUGCACCCCAGAACAAAAGCAGGCCAACUCUACCAGCCACCAAGCUGCCCUUUUUUUUUUGGUGGGGAGGGAGAUGAUUAUGGUUACAGUCAGCUAUCUGUUUCAUUUUUAAAAAUCUCUGUGUGUUUACUGUGCUUGGGCUUAGUUUGUUGUUAUUAAAGUUGUCAUAUUGAACAAGUGCAGCAGCAGUGGGUAUUGACAAUGCUCAUCAGAAAAAAGCAGUCAAUUAUAGUAAAAAUGAAAGGUCUUUAAAUAAUUGAAAGCGGUAGGAAAAUGAUGGCUUGGGAUGGGACAGAUUCUGAAGGACAGCAAGCAAAGGUACCGUGUUUAUUCAGUCAAUUAUAAAUCAGCAAAAGAUAAAGAGAAUUGAUGGCUGAAGUGCAGAAACUUGGAAGUUUGCACUUAAAGAUUAAUUUGGGAGAAGGGUAACUGUAGUUAAAGUGCUACUGCUGGAACUUCUGUCAAGACUUACAAUUAGUGCUGCAGGUCCACAGUCCACUGGAUCCGGGGCCUGCAGACUCUCCAGUGACGCUUGAGAUAGUUAAGAGAAGGUUAUCUUUUGAGAAAAGAUGUCCAAUAGUACGGUCAUCACCAAGGAAAGAAGAGUAUGCUGCUUUUAAAGUUGGGUAGGGCAGACACUUAACUUUGGCAAGGUAGAAACCCAUCGGGUAUGCAAGCUUCAAAACCGCCUCCUGUCCAUUUUGGACUUAGGAACAAAUGGAUAGACAGAUGCAGGUCCCCCCCCCCCCCAUGGCUAACUGCACUGUGAUUCAGUUCACAUUGCUAGACAGUUAUUCCUUAUUGUGGUAUAUUAUAUUUUAGUUAGGUUUAUUGAGGUAUAAUUUAUAUAAUUUAGUGUAUAGUUAUUGAGUUUUAACAAACGUAUGUAGUCGUGUAGCUUCCACCACAAUCAAGGUAUCACCUUGUGAGGUUUCCUUGUGUGUGUUCUCAUUCAGUCCCUCCCCUUACCCCUGGCAAUCUUUGGUCUUUUUACUCUUUUCAUGGUUUUGUCUUUUGUACAGUGUCAUAUAGCUUUUUGUGACCUUUCAUGCAGCAUAAUUCAUUCAUCCAUGCUAUUGCCUUUAACAGUCAUUUCUUCCUUUUUAUUCGAUUACUACAUGCACGUACUACAGUUCAUCAAGCAAUGAACAUUCGAGUUGUUAGCAGUUUUUGGCUGUCAGGAAUAAAGCUGCUAUGAACAAAGCUGCUAUGAACAUUUGUGUACAAGUUUUGUGUGGACAUACAAUUGCGUUUCUCUUAGUUAAAUACAUAGAAUUGAGGUUGCUAGCUUAUCUGGCAAGUGUUCAUUUAAUUUUAAAAGUUAUUGCCAAACCGUUUGCUAAAGUGGUUGUCCUAUUUUGUAUUCCCAUCGGCAGCAUAUGAGAUUUCUCAUCCACAUUCUUGCCAACACUUGGUUUGCUGAUCUUUAAUUUUAGUCAUUGUAGUGAUAUCUCAUCAUAGUUUUAAUUUGCAUUUACCCGAUACUUAAUGAAGUUGAGCAUCUAUUCUUGAGGCUAUUAACCAUUCGUAUAUCAUCUUUUGUGACAAAAGAAACUACUUGAGCUUGGACUUGCUUGGAAGUGAAGAAGCUUCUGUGUUUGUAUUGCCUUCCUUCUAGACUUUAAGCAUCUUGAGGGCAGGGACAGGUGCCUUGUACAACUUUGUGUACUUAGAAAGUCAUCAAUUAUUUAUUGACCUAAUGAACAUUGGUUUCAUUAUUAAGUAGAUGAGUUUGCCCCGCUAAGGAAAAGUUGUCAUCUAACCUCAUGAUGUUGAGGUGUUUGUGAUGUUAAUACUCACUUUUACCUUAUAAAAUCUUGGAAAAGGUGUUUUAGGUGAAGCUUUCAUCGGAAGAUAGACCCUCUUGUGGAGUAGUAUGGUGUGUUGCUAAGGGUUUCGUUCCUUUUAAUGCUUUGGGGAUAGCCAUUGGUAGCCCCAGAAAUUGGUGUGUUUGAGCAGCCUUCUGGUCUAAGCUUGUGAAAGCUGAUUAGAAUCAUAACUGAAAGGGAGGGCAACAGUUCCUGAGUGGACACACCUUGAGCUUUUUAUUCUGCUAGUGUGUGUAUAUAUAUAUAUAAUUUUAUUUGAUUGCCACACAGCCUUAUUAGGUUAUCUGUUUCCUGUCCCCAUUUUACUCAUGAGGAAUUUAAGGCCCAGAAAGGUCAGAUUUACCCAGCUAGAAAGUGGCAGUGUUGGAAUGAGUACUGUUAUAUUUAGGAUCUCUGAAAAGGUUUGUGCGAGUGAGAAUAGAAAGAGGAAACUGGUGAUGGGAAUAAGGGACAUUACAAUUGGUUUCUUACUUUAAUUGACCAGGAACUUGAGACUCUAGCAUCUCUGGGUGAAGGAAAGUACGUGAACAGACUUCUGUGGAUGAAAAGUAGAGAAGAAAAUGAGGAAUUUGCAUUUGUGACAGUUAGGGAAUUAGUUAUUCAUAGUCUAGAAAUGUUACAGGAAGUCUGCACAUUUUUUAACCCAGUCUGAAAGAUCAGGGAAUAAAUAAGAACUCCUGUUAAUUAUAUAGAACAUUUUAGGACUCAGACUAGCAUUUCUUAGCCAACUAGUAGAAAUAGCUAUUUUUGUGGGGGGAAAAAAACUUCAGAUAUCGGUGAUGUGAUAACAGUUUAUGGAGAGCUUCCUGUUUAUAUAAUGAGAGUUACCAUUUAUUGUGUGCCUGUUAGAGCUCAGGAAUUGUGCCAGGUGCAUUACUUACAUAUCUUUUCAUCCUUACAACAACCCAGCCUGUGAGGCUGGUGGUGCUAUAUCCAUUUUACAGAUGAGGAAGUGGUGGUUCAGAAAAAUUAGGGAACUUGCCCAGAGUCAGAGCUAGAAAGUGAUGGAGCUGAGAUUCUAACCCUGCAAGAAUUGAAAGCCUUUCCUUUUUUUUUUUUUGUUUUUUUCCACAGAUUUAAAAAAAAAAAAAAUUAUUUUGUUGUUGAGAAUAUACACAGCAAAACACGCACCAAUUUAACAGUUUCUACAUGUACAGUUCAGUGAUAUUGAUUACAUUCUUCGAGUUGUAAACCAUUCUCAUCCUCUUUUUCUGACUUGUUCCUCCCCCAUUAACAUAAACUCACUGCUUUUAAUAACUGUGCUCCACUGCCUAUAGUGUAAAUCCACAACAAAGCAGAAGCUGGUAAAAAUCAGUGAAGAAAACAAUGGAGCCAUUAUUUGCAGUGCAGUGACUUAAUUAAUACGGCCCUUUGAGUGAUAGUCUGUGACUCCCACAGAAUGGGUACAACUAUACAAAUACGGUGCUUGUGGCCCACCGAGGAGACUGGAGAGCCUGCUGAGAAGGCAGAUACAGUGCAUGGAACCUUUGUGGGGGUGGGACUGUGCAAAGAAAGUACAUGGAACCCUAACAAGAGGAUUGGUCAGUUUUGCCAUCCCACUAGGCUUAAAAAAGAGAGCCAAUCCCAGAGCAAGGUGCUUAAUCAUCACCAAGAAAAAGAGAUGGGAAUGGAUGUGUCCUUUGGACCUGAGGCUCCUGUACUGAGAACCUCUGGACUUACGAGACAGAGCUGUAACACUGGAGAUGGUGCAAGACAAUGAGAAGUAGUGGCCGAAAAAUGGCGGCCGCAGAAUCAGGAGACCAGUGCAAGACAACUUAGAAGGCUUCCUGAUUCACGGAGCAGGGUGGUUACAGUAGAUGUGCUGACCCAUGCAGCGGGAGCUGGGCUUCUUCAGGCAGGAGGCUUCCUGGUAGAAUAGGGUGCCUCUGGGCACUUGUUGGUGGAGCUAGGCUUGCUGACCCAGGGUAUGAGAGAGCUGAGGCUUAGUGGUGGAGUAGGGUGUUCCUGAGCACUUUUUAAUGACCUGAAGAGCUUUGUAAGACUUGCCAUAGUAGGGCAGAGGCUGGGCCCAGCCCCUCAGGCUGAGAGGCUAAGGGCCAGAGAGCGGCCUGCCUGUGGGCAUGGCUGAGAAGCUGCCCUGGGUUCCUGAUCCUGAAUUGUAACCUUGUACUUCCCUAAUAAACCCCAGAAGAGUGAGCAUGGUCUGUGAGUUUUGUGUGGCCAUUGUGAUGAAUUAUUGAACCCAGCAGAGAAGUAUAGAGUACCAUGAGAGGGAUGGUUGGUGUCAGAACCUGUGAAAAGGUUGGAGAGAGGAGAUAUGUCUCAUAGGAAUCAGCCUUGGGCUGCUGAUCCUGAUAAUGGUUCUCUCUUUCUCUUUUGAAGUUAGACGAGGAGGUCUGAUGCUGCUGCCAUGCCAUUUUUAUAGUUGGUGCCAUUUUUUACAUUACUGUUAGCCAUAAAAUGGUUUCGAUUACCUGUGCCCCUUAACCCUGGCAGUUCUCAAUUUACAAAUGGGUUUGAAUCCAGAAGUUUGUUUAUAAUUCUCUUUUUUUUUUUUUUAAUGAAAAAAAUUGAAAACAAAUGGUUUUCCACACCUUCCUAUUUGAGCAAGAUAGGGUUUUUUGGGGUUUAGUCAGUUGAAACCUGUAAUUAAUUUGCACUAAGUAGUAUGCCGUAUUGUGGGUUAAGGAGAUUUUUGUGGCUUGAUCUAAUAACCUAAACACCACUUACGAUAUUUCUAUAGGAAAAUAAGAGCGAAAAGAACUCACUUCCCCACUCUUACCCUGUGUUAGUCAUGUGAGAGGUGGCUUCAACAGCAUGUUGUUUGUUGUUAGGUACCGUGAAGUUGAUUAGUCCUCCAAAAAGAAGGAAUAUAAUAGUUGAGGAAAUAAUUUGUCUCUUGUGUGGCUUUAGGGAAAUCCUAGGUAUGCUGCAGUUGUUUGUGUGGGCCAAGCAAGCAUGUCAGGAGAUGAUACUUUUUUUUCUAUUUUCUUAAUUGCUGUACUACACUAGUUUUUCCCCAACAGUUUAGCCUAACCUAGCCUUUGCUAUCAGAGUUAAACUCUCCUUUUGUUGUGUACCCCUCUGCUCAAAUCAUGUGUUCCCAAGGCUGAGGUCCUCUUCACCUUUAAGGCUUUCCACGAUCUAACCCAGGAGUUAGCAAAUUUUUUCUCUAACGGGCCAGAUAGUAAACAUUUUAGGCUUUGCAGGCCACAUAUAGUCUCAUAUAUGGCUGUGCAUGUAUGUAUAUAUUUGUUGUUGAGAAUAUAAUAGCAGAACAUACACCAGUUCAGCAGUUUCUGCGUGUACAAUUCAGUGACAUUGAUUACAUUCCUCAUGUUAUGUAACCAUCCACAGUCUUUUGUGGUAAUUCUUUAAAAAUGUAACAAUUAUUCUUAGCUCCAGGCCAUAUAAAAACAAGCCACUGGUCCACCGGCAUUUGCAGACCCCUGAUAAAUCUCCAUUUUACCUUUCUGGUCCUAUUUCCCAUCCGCUCUUCAAAACAUGGUCUCCAUUUAGUUCAAGAUGGUCUCCUCUGCCAUUGUCCGUGGAGGUGAGAUGCUCAGCCUUUGCUCCUUGGCCGCUCUCCCAGCAUUGCUGUCCCUUCUGAGAUUCUCAUAUAUAUCCUGUAAGAUCCAGCCCAAAUCAGUCAUGAAACUAAUUUUCAUUUGUUUUUCUUUCUGUUAGCUCCUGUAGAACGUAGCCUGUUCCAUACAUGUUAGCUUUCUUAACUGAGGACUUGUUCCGUAUUUCCCAAUAGUAGCUUGCAGUAAACUAUAAUAAAAAAAAAGAGUCACAAUUUCCUUUCACCUAUUUUAUGGGGAAUGCCUAAAGUGAGUUAACAUAAAAAACUGGAAUUAGAUUUCUAGUUUUUAGUUAAUUUUCUUCUAUACAGUGGUGGUUUUUCUUGACUACAAAGAGAAACUACACAGUCAUUACUUGUCAUGAUUCAUAUAACAAAUGCUAUGGCCUUCAUUCAUUCAGUAAUUUAGAGCACUUACUAUGUGCCAGGCUCUGUUCUUAAGUCCUGAGUACACAGUGGUGAGCAACAGAUGGUAAAUAAGUGAACACAUAAUAAAUUAGAUAGUUGAGGAGAUGGGGAGCCCUGGUGGCACAGUGGUUAAGAGUUCGGCUAUUAACCAAAAGGUUGGCAGUGUAAAUGUACCAGCUGCUCCUUGGAAGCUCAGUAGGGCAGUUCUGCUUUGUCCUAUAGGGUCGCUAUGUGUCAGAAUCAACUCGAUGGCCAUGGGUUUUGGUUUUGAUGUACUCAGUAUUAAGUACUAAAACAUUGAGGUGUGGUAUUGGUUGGAGAGAGACUUUAGAUGGAGUGGUCAGGGAAGGCCUCUUUGAGAAGGUGACUGUUGAGACCCAAAUAACAGAAAGAAGCCAGCCGAGUGAACAUGGGGGCCGGGGGGACAUUGCUAUUGCUAUAACUUUACCUGAAGGAGGUCUGGGAGCAUGUGCUAUUCUUAGUAUACCAAAGAAAAUUAGCUGUAACUGUGUUGUCGUUUGCUGCUGUUGAGUUGGCUGCUACUCACGGUGACUCCAUGCACAACAGGAUCAGGUUGUUGUGCUCCAUGUUUUUUUUUUUUUUAAUGUUUUUGGUGGAAGUAUACAUAGCAAAACAGGUUCCUCUUCAACAGUUUGUGCAUAUAUUGUUCAGUCACACCGGUUACACCGUAGGGUUUUCAUUGGCUUAUUUUUGGGAAGUAGAUUGCCAGGCCUUUCUUCCUAGUCUGUCUUAUUCUGGAAGCUCUGCUGAAACUAGUUGAUUGCAACAUGUAAGCCUCCACUGACACAUGGGUAGUGGCUGCCCAUGAGCUGCGUUGACAGGGCAUUGAACCCGGGCCUCCUGUGUGGACGGUGAGAAUUCUGCCACUGAACUUAACAACUGCAUGUAAUUGUGUAUAACUAUAUGUGUGUGUAUGUGUAUACAUAUAUGUAGUUAUAACUAUAGAACUAGUCUGAUUCUGGAAGCCUGGAUCAAUAUGGCUAUAAAACUUAUAUUUAAUUAAGAUAAAAUAAAAAAUCUAGUCCUUUAGUCCUCUAGCCAUAUUUCAAGUGCUUAGUACUGGAUCAAUGAAAUAUAAAACAUUGGUAGUAUAAAUCUGCUACCCAGGCCUGUUGCAAUAGUGGCGGAAACUAGUCACUGACAUGUGGAGGCACCAAAACCAAAUGAAACCUCUUGUCGUCAAGUCGAUUCCAACUCACAUGGUGAUGAAUGAGCAGAAUGGUGACAAAUGAAGAUAUAAAAAGUUUUGUAAUUGUGUGCUGACAAUACCAAUAGAAGUUGCCUGGUUUUUUUUCCUAAUUUUGAAACAGUGAUGGAAGGAAAUUGUAUUAUAUUAUUUAACGUGUUUUAGCUAUCAAGAAUGCCACUGGAAUGUUGUGUAUAUUUUUACUUGUAAUUUCAAGUAAGAUAUGAAAAUACAAAUUUUAACUCUGCCCUAGACAUAACCUCUGAAGCUGCCUGACGAUGAGACUUUUUUCAUUCUGCUCAUUCAAUAAAUAUUUGUUAAAUGCACAGUUAAAAUUGUUACCACUUUUUAAUGGUUUCUCCUUGCCAGACUUGUUUUUUUUUAAACUUGAAUGAGGCAUAAUUGACAUGAAAUAAACUCUAGACGUUAAAAUAUAUGAUUUGUUGUUUUGACCAAAUUUAUAUGUGUCUUUUACGUUUUAUCUUAUUUGGUUCUCACAAAAACCCUGUGGCUUUUCCAUUUUACAAAUAAGCAAAUUGGGGACCAGAGUGGUUAAGUAACCUCCCUGGGGGUCACAAUAAGUGGCUGAGCCAGGGUUUAUACUGGGGUUGUCUGGAAGGUGCUAGAGUAGUCCUCUGUGUUUAAGCACUGCACUCUGGAGGACUAGUGCCCUGGCUUUCUGCGUUGCAGAUUGUCUGAGGUCUCAUCUUUACUUUAUCCACAAGCUCCUCACAUUUGUUUCUCCCUCUAUUGGUGUCUGGGCCAGAACUGCAUAACCCUUUUUCUUAUCUACUGGUUAAGGUGGAUUCUUUAUGGUGUGUGUGGUUUAGUCUAAAAAGAUCCUUUUCAUACCCUUUCUAAUGUGGCAUGAAGAAGGAAUAGUUUCUGGGAUAUCUUUUUCUGCCUUUUUGGCUGCCCGGUUCUUGAGUGGUUACAUAGAAACUUCUGGAAAUAUUAAAAUUACGGGAAGAAAACUUCCUUUUUUAAAAUAACUUUUUGAGGGUAAAAUUGAAAGACAUAAAAAUUUUGAGUACUCUUUAUAGAUAUUAAGUCGUUGUUGGCUUAGCAAGAAAAAGAUGUGUAUGUUAGACCCUGUGCUGCUCAGCAUGGUAGCCACUAAGCCACAUGUGGCUAUAAAAACUUAUGUUUAAUUAAGAUAAAAUAAAAUUAAAAAUCUAGUUCUUUAGUCUCCUAGCCAUAUUUCAAGUGCUUGGUAGCCACAUGAGGCUAACGGCUACUAUAUUGGACAGUGCAGAUAUAGGAUAUUUUCGUCAUUGCAGAAAAUUCUACUGAACAACAGGGCUGGUUAGAUCAUGAAAUUGAUAAAUUCAGAUACUUAGGGAAGAAAUAAACUUUGGGUGUUGUUAGUAAUGAAAUAAUUUUGUUUUCUUCAGUUCAUUUUGUUGGGAUAUUGCCUUUCUGUUCACAUUCUAAUAGAUAAAAAAUUAUUUUUGCGUACAUAUCCUGGCUGAUGGUGGUGGUUCUUGGGUGGCAUCAAGCCGGUUCCGAUUCAUAGUGACCCUGCGUACAACAGAAUGAAACACUGCCCGGUCGUGCGGUUUGAGCCCAUUGUUGCGGCCAUUGUGUCAGUCCAUCUUGUCAAGGGCCUUCCUCUUUUUCGCUCACCCUCUACUUUACCAAGCAUGUUGUCCUUGUCCAGGGACUGGUCCCUCCUGAUACCGUGUCCAAAGUAUGUGAGACCAAGUCUCGCCAUCCUCACUUCUGAGGAGCUUUCUGCCUGUAUGUUUUCCAAGACAGAUUUCGUUCGUUCUUCUGGAAGUCUGUCAUGGAUUGAAUUGUGCUGUUAUAGCAGCACUGGAUGACUAAGACACAGGCCGUGGUAUAUUCAGUAUUCUUUGCCAACACCAUAAUUCAGAGGCAUCAGUUCUUUGGUUUUCUUAAUUCAUUGUCCAGCUUUCGUGUGCUUUUGAGGCAGUUAAAAAUGCCGUGGCUUGGGUCAGGCUCACUGUAGUGCUCAAAGUGACAUCUUUGCUUUUUAACACUUUAAAGAAGCCUUUUACAGCAGAUUUGCCCAAUGCAAUACUUUGUUUUCUCGAGCUGCCUUUGAAAUCUUCUGUUUGAUUUUUUGAAGGCUAGUUACGUUGGCGUUCAUUGUGGGUCUGAGUAAAAUAAACUCCUUGCAACUUCUAUCUUUUCUCUGUUUAUCAUGAUGUUGCUUGUUGGUCCAGUUGUGAAGAUUUUCACUUUAUGUUGAGGUGUAAUUCAUAUCAAAGGUUGUAGUCUUUGAUCGUCCUCAGUAAGUGCUUUAAAUCCUCUCCGCUUUCAGCAAGUGAGGUUGUGUCAUUUGCGUGUUGCAGGUUGUUUUAAUGAAUCUUCCUCCAAUCCUGAUGCCACGUUCUUUUUCAUAUAGUCCAGCAUCUUAGAUUAUUUGCUCAGCACGCAGAUUAAAUAAGUAUGGUGAAAGGACACAAUCUUGAUGCACACCUUUCCUGAUUUUAAACCACGCGGUAUCCCCAUGUUCUGUCUGAGCAGUGACCGCAUCUUGGUCUGUAUACAGCUUCCUGAGCAUGAUUAAGUGUUCUUGUAUUCCCACCCUUCACGAUGUUCUCCAUAAUUUGUCAUGAUCCACAUUAUCUUUAAAGCAGAGGUAAACAUCUUUCUGGUAUUCUCUGCAUUCAGCCAGGACCCAUUCAGCAUCAGCAGUGAUAUCCCUUGUUCCAUGUUGUCUCCUGAAUCUGGCUUCAGUUUUCGGUAGUUCUCUGUUGAUGUACUGCUGUAACCAUUUUUCAAUGAUAUUCAGCAAAAUUUUAGUUGUGUGUGAUAUUAAUGAUAUUGUUCAAUAAUUUCCACAUUCUGUUGGAUCACCUUUCUUUGGAAUGGGCACAAAUACGGAUCUAUUCCAGUCGGUUGGCCGGGUAGCUGUCUUCGGAAUUCCUUGGCACGGACGAGUGAGUGCUUCCAGUGUUGCAUCCAUUUGUUGAAAUACCUGCAUUGGUAUUCCAUCAGCGCCUGGUUCCUUGUUUUUCACAAGUGUCUUUAGGGCAGCUUGGACUUGUCUCUUCAGUACCAUUGGUUCUUGAUCACAUGCUGCUUCCCGAAAUGGUCGAAUGUCAACCAGUUGCGUUCCUUUCAUCUUCUUUUGAUGCUUCCUGUGUCAUUUAAUAUUUUGCCCAUAGAAUCCUUCGGUAUCGCAACUCGAGACUUGAAUUUUUUCUUCAGUUCUUUCGGCUUGAGAAAUGCCGAACGUGUUUUCCCAUUUGGUUUUCUAACUGCAGGUCUUUGCACAUGUCAUUAUAAUACUUUACUUUGUCUUCUCAAGUUGCUGUUUGAAAUCUUCUGUUCAGCUCUUUUACUUCAUAAUUUCUUCUAUUUGCUUUAGCUACUUGACAUUCAAGAACAAGUUGCAGAGUCUCUUCUGACAUCCAUUUUGGUCCUUUCUUUCUUGUCUUUUUAAUGACCUUUUGCUUUUUCAUGUAUGAUGUCCUUGAUGUAAUCUUGCAGCUCGUCUGGUGUUUGGUCAUUAGCGUUCAGUGCAUCAUAUGUAUUCUUGAGAUAGUCUCAAUUCGGGUGGGAUAUACUCAGGGUUGUACUUUGGCUCUCAUGGACUUUUUUUCAUUUUCUUCAGCUUCAGCUUGAACUUCCUUAUGAGCAAUUGAUGGUCUCCCUCCCUGUUUGGCCCUGGCCUUUUUCUGACUGAUGUUAUUAUGAUUUUCCACCGUCCGUUUCCACAGAUGUAGUCGAUUUGAUUCUUGUGUAUUCCAUCUGGUGAGGUCCACGUGCAUAGUCAUUGUUUAUGGUGUCUAAAAAAGGUAUUUGCAAUGAAGAGGUCGUUGGUCUUGCAAAAUGCUGCCAUGCAAUCUCUAGCAUCAUUUCUGUCACCAAGACCAUAUUUUCCAACUACUGAUCCUUCUUUGUUUCCAACUUUCACAUUCCAAUCACCAGUAAUUAUCAGUGCAUCUUGAUUGCAUGUUUGAUCAAUUUCAGACUGCAGAAGUUGGUAAGAAUCUUCAUUUUUUUAUCUUUGACAUUAGUGGUUGGUGGGUAAAUUUGAAUAUUUAUGUUAACUGGUCUUCCUUGUAGUCGGAUAGAUAUUAUCCUGUCACCGACAGUGUUGUACUUCAGGAUAGAUCUGGAAAUGUUCUUUUUGACAAUGAACGAGAUGCCAUUCCAUUUGAAUUUGUCAUUCCCGGCAUAGUAGACCAUCCGAUUGUCCGAUUCAGUAUGGCCAAUACCAGUCUAUUUCAGCUCACUGAUGCCUAGGAUAUCUGACUUUAGGCAUUCUGUUUCAUUUUUGACAACUUCCAGUUUUCCUUGAUUCACAUUCCACGUUCCAGUUAUUAAUGAAUGUUUGCAGCUGUUUCUUCUCAUUUUGAGUCAUUCCACAUCAGCAAAUGAAUGUCCUGAAUUUUUUACUCUAUCCAUGUCAUUAAGGUGGACUCCACUUUGAGGAGGCAGUGCUUGCCCAGUUGUAUUUUGAGUGCCUUCCAAUCUGAGGGGCUCAUCUUCCAGCACUAUAUCAGACAAUCUUUAGCUGCUAUCUGUAAGGUUUUCUCUGGCUAAUUUUUUUUAGAAGUAGAUCACCAGGUCCUUCUUCCUAGUCUGUCUUAGUCUGGAAGCUCUGCUGCAGUCUGUCCACCAUGGGUGACCCUGCUGGUAUUUGAAGUAUUGGUGGCAUAGAUUUCAGCAUCACAGCAACACACAAGCCACCAUAGUGUGAGAAACUGACAGAUGAGUGGUGGCUAAUGGUAGAUUUCAUAAAUUAGUCUGACAGUAGUGAGCACAUGCAGCUAAGUCGAAAUGAUUUGCUCUAGAUACCACACAUACAGAAUUUGUGGGUAAAGACACAAAAUCCCUCAUUGAGGGAGUAGAGACUGACUUCUGUUUUUGUCAGAAAGCCAAAAGUUGCGGUUGUGGAGUAAGACAUUAAUAAAUAGGUAAAGGGGAUUUGUUGGUAACACACAGGAAGAUGCAGAAUAAGAACAUGCGUGGGGCGUGAGACACGGUUGUUGUGUGCUGUCGAGUUGAUUCCGACUCAUAGCAACCCUAUAGGAUGGAGUAGAACUUCUCCAUAGGGUUUGCAAGCCUGUAAUCUUUACAGAAGCAGAUCACUAGGUUUUUCCUCCUGAGGAGCACCUGGUGGGUUUGAACCACCGACGUUUCAGUUAGCCGCCCAGCACUUAACUAUUUUUACCCCUUCCUUGCUCUUGACUCAGCCUUUGGCAAUACAGUAGGUAAUGACAGGUGCUGCUUACACAAUAUCAGACUUUGAAAGUAAUCUGUCUGUUCGAAGUAAAUAGUAUGGAAUUACGUGAAGCUGAAAAUUUCCAUCUUCUUCUGUCCUAAUACAUGAGGAACAGUUGUGUUAUUUAUUCAGAGAGUUUUUUCCCUGUGUUUAUGUAAGUAAACAUAUUAGGUUAAAAAGUGUAAAUUGAAUCAAAUUACAUGUAUAUUUCUGACUUGUUUUUUUUAACAUAUAUUACGAAAAUUUUUCUAUGUUAGUGUUGUUAUUAAUAGCAGCCAGUAUUCCAUUAUAUUAAAGCACCGUAACCGUUUGCCUAUUGACGGACAUUUAGGUUUUUUCCAGAUUUUGCCAUUAAAAACUACUUAAGAACAAUGUUGCAUGUAUUGAAGCCCUGGCGGUGCAGGGGUUAAGAUUUUAGUUGCUAACCCAAACCUUGGCGGUUCGAAUCCACCACCCACUCCUUGGAAACCCUACGGGGCAGCUCUUCUGUGUCCUGUAGGGUCACUAUAAUUAGGAUCAACUUGAUGGCAGUGGGUUUUGGUUGUAUAUACUGUCUUUGUCUACAGGAUAUGUCUAAUUUAGAGUAAAUCUUAGAGCUGCUGGGUCACAUGGUGUACAUGUUUGAAAUAUGGACAGACAGUGCCAAACUACCCACUUAAUAGGUUGUGCUCAUUUAUACUUCCGUUCGUCAGGUAUAUGAGUGUGUUUCCUUUAUACCUUCACUACCACUGAAUACUUUUGUAACCCUUGCUAGUCUAGUGGAUGUAAAAUGACUUUUUUUAUGUUUUAAUUUGCAUCCCUUUAAUUGUUGUUGUUGUUGUUGGGUGCCGUCGAGUCGGUUCCGACACAUAGCGACCCUGUGCACAACAGAAUGAAACACUGCCUGGUCCUGCGCCAUCCUUACAGUCGUCGUUAUGCUUGAUCUCAUUGUUGCAGCCACUGUGUCAGUCCACCUUGUUGAGGGUCUUCCUCUUUUCCGCUGACCCUGUACUCUGCCAAGCAUGAUGUCCUUCUCCAGGGACUGAUCCCUCCUGACAACAUGUCCAAAGUAUGUAAGACGCAGUCUCGCCAUCCUUGCCUCUAAGGAGCAUUCUGGCUGCACUUCUUGCAAGACAGAUUUGUUCGUUUUUUUGGCAGUCCAUGAUAUGUCCAAUAUUCUUCGCCAACACCACAGUUCAAAGGCGUCAACUCUUCUUCAGUCUUCCGUAUUCAUUGUCCAGCUUUCGCAUGCAUAUGAUGUGAUUGAAAAUACGAUGGCUUGGGUCAGGCGCACCUUAGUCUUCAGGGUGACAUCUUUGCUCUUCAACAUUUUGAAGAGGUCCUUUGCAAUAGAUUUGCCCAAUGCACUGUAUCUUUUGAUUUCUUGACUGCUGCUUCCAUGGCUGUCGAUUGUGGAUCCAAGUAAAAUGAAAUACUUGACAACUUCAGUCUUUUCUCCAUUUAUCAUGAUGUUGCUCAUUGGUCCAGUUGUGAGGAUUUUUGUUUUCUUUAUGUUGAGGUGUAAUCCAUACUGAAGGCUGUGGUCUUUGAUCUUCAUUAGUCCCUUUAAUUAUACAAUGUUAUUUUUGGUGGCUACAAGGUAUUUCACUAUGUGGUUUAUAAAGAAAAUGUUCUGUGUUCUACUUUGGUGAGUUAGCAUCUAGGUUCUUAAAAGCCUGUGAGCUGCCACCUAAGAUACUCCACUUUGCUUACGUCUUCAGGAGCCAGGGAGAAUGAAGAGAACUAAAGAUACACGGGAAAGAUUAGUCCAAAGGGACUAAUGGACCACGUCUGCCACGACCUCAGCCAGACUGAGUCCAGUACAACUAGAUGGUGCCCUGCAACCACCGUUGACUGCUCUGACAGGCAUCACAAUAGAGCGUCCUGGACAGAGCUGUAGAAAAAUGUAGAACAAAAUUCUAACUAGCAAAGAAAGACCAGACUUACUGGUCUGACAGGGACUGGAGAAACCGUGAAGAGUAUGGCCCCUGGACACCCUUUUAGCUCCGUAAUGAAGGUACUCCCAAGGUUUACCCGUCAGCCUGAGAUUAGACAGGCCCAUAAAACAAAAUGAGGUUAAAGGGUCACAACAGCCCGGGGGCAAGGACUAGAAGGCAGGAGGGGAUAGGAAAGCUGGUAAUAGGGACCUGAGGGUUGAGAAGGGAGAGUUUUGACAUGUCCUGGGGUUGUUAACCGAUGUCAUAAAAGGAUAUGUGUACUAACUGUUUAAUGAGAAACUAGUUUGUUCUGUAAACCUUCAUUUAAAGUACAAUUAAAAAAAAAAAUUCUAGCCAAAAUAUUUCACUCUGUGACUAUAGCCAAAAACCAAACUAGUGGCCGCCAUCUUGUUGAUUCCAAAUCAUGAUCCCCUGUGUUUUGCAGUAGAACUGCUUAUGGGGUUUUCAGUGGCUGUGACUUUUUGGAAGUAGAUUGCCAGGCUUUCCCCCCGAGGUACCUCUGGGUGGGUUAUGUGACUAUACCAUAACUUAAUGAAUUCCCUGGUGUCAAACGUUUACUUUGUUAGAUAUUACUCAUUUAUUCAGUAAAAAUCCAGGAAUGGCAUAGGGCGUUUUUUCCCCCCCUCUGACUUUUAAUUGCGUAUUUCAAACAUACAAAAGCAAAGGGAGACUAUAGUGAACUCCAUGUGCCCAUCAUACCAAAAAAAAAAACCAAACCUGUUGCCAGCGAGUCGAUUCUGACUCAGAGUGAUCUAUUGGACAGAGUAGAACUGCCCCGCGAGGUUUCCAAGGCUGUAAAUCUUCACAGAACAGACUGCCACAUCUUCCUCCUGUGGAGCUGCUGGUGGGUUUGAACUGCUGACCUUUCAGUUAGCAGCUGAGUGUUUAACCACUGGGCCAAGCAUGGUUAAUUACUAACUCAUAUCCAAUUUUAUUUCAUCUGUCUCCAUACCCACAUGUUAAAAUGAUUCACAUACCAUGAAUUUCAUUCCUUUCAGUGUACAAUUCAGUGGUUUUUAGUAUAUUUAUAGGAGUGUGCAACCAUCCCCAUUAUAUAAUUUCAGAACAUUUUCAUCACCCCAAGAAGAAACCUGAUGCCAUUAGCAGUCACUCCCUAUUUCUCCCCCAGUCUUCUCUCCUCUCCUCCCACCAGCCUUUGGCAACCACUAAUCUACUUCCUAUCUGUAUUUAUUUGCCUAUUCUGGACAUUUCUUACUAAUGAAAUCAUGUAAUAUUUCACUGAGCAUAAUGUUUUCGAGCACGUUCAUGUCAUAGCAUGUAUCAGAACUUCAUUUCUCUUUAUGGCUGAAUAACAGCCUGUUGUAUGGAUAAAGACCUCAUUUGGUUUAUCCACUCAUCAGUUGAUGGACAUUUGGGUUGUUUCCACAUUUUGGCUGUUAUGAAUAUGCUGCUGUGAACGUUUGAGUACAAGUUUUUCUGUGGGUAUAUGUUUUUCUUGAGUAUAUACCUAAAAGUGGAAUUGCUGGGUCAUGUGGUAAUUUUAAGUUUAACCUUUUGAGAAACUGCCAGACUUCUCCAGAGCGGGCUGUACCAUUUCACAUCCCCACCAGCAAUGCAGGAGAGUUGCAGUUUCUCCACGUGCUCCCCAACACUUUUUAUUGUCUUGUUUUGAUUACAGCCAUCCCAGUGGGUGUAAAGUGAUAUCUCAUUGUGAUUUUGAUUUGCAUUUCCCUGAUGGCUAAUAAUGUUGAGUAUCUUUUCAUGUCUUUAUUGGCUGUUUGUUGGUCUUUGGAGAAUCUUCUUUGGAGAAAUGUCUAUUCAGAUCCUUACUCCAUCUUUAAAUUCGGUUGUCUUUUCACUUUUGAGAUGUAAGAUUUCUUUAUGUAGUCUGGAUACUGGUCUCAGUUUGGAUGUGAUUUGCAAAUAUUCUCUCAUUCUGUGGGUCAUCUUACCAUUUUCUUGAUAGUUUCUUUGUAGCACCAAAGUUUUUCAUUUUGGUCAAGUCCCACUUACGUACUUUUGUGGCUAAUGCUUUUGGUGUCAUAUCCAAAAAAUCAUUGUCUGAUCCAAGGUCAUAAAGAUUGACUCCUCUGUUUUCCGUUUACAGUUUUAAUAGUACUGGGUCUUACUUUUAGAUCUCUGGUCCAUUUUCAGUUAAACUUUAUGAAGUGUGAGCUAGUGGUCCGGCUUCAUUCUUUUGCAUGUGGAUAUCCAAUUGUCCCAGCACCAUUUGUUGAAAAGGUUGUUCUUUCCCCCAUUGAAUUGUCUUGGCACCCUUGUCAAAAAUCAGUUGACUGUAAAUGUAAGAGUUUAUUUCUGAACUGUCAACUUAAUUCCAUUGAUCCGUAUGUCUGUCCUUAUGACAGUAUGAUACUGCCUUGAUUAUUGCACUUUCCUCAGGUUAUUAUUAUUUUUUUAUCGUGGUAAAAAUAUACACACCAAAAGAUUCACCAGUACAACCACUUCAACGUUUACAGCUCAGUGACAUCGAUUAUAUUUUUUUGUGUUGUGCCAUCAUUAUUGCUGUCCUUUUCCAAAAUAUUCUACCUCCAUUAACAUAAACUCCAUGCUCCCCCAAACAAAAACUCCUCUUUCCCCCUUCCUCCCACCCUUGGUAACCAGUAAUAACCUUUGGUCUCUGUAUGUGUUUAUUUCAUGUAAAUGAGAUCAUACAGUAUUUAUCCUUUUGUGACUGACUUAUUUUGCUCAGAGUCAUAUUUUUAAGGUUCAUCCAUGCUGUGGCAUGUAUCAGAACUUAGUUUCUCUUUACAGCUGCCUAAUAUUCCAUUGUGUGUAUAAACCUCAUUUUGUUUAUCCAGUCACCUGUUGAUGGACGUUUCGGUUGUUACCACCUUUUGGCUAUUGUGAAAACUGCUGCAAUGAACGUUGCUGUACAGGUUUCUGUUUGUGGUCGGCCUUCGCUUCUGGAGGUCGAAACAGUAGCAAAGGACUUCCUCAGCCUACGAUUUCAUUUGAUGGAAUCUAUGCAAACAUGAGGAUGGUUCAUAUACUUACGUCAGUUGUCGGAUCCAAAUGUGAAGUACAAGUGAAAAAUGGAGGUAUAUAUGAAGGAGUUUUUAAAACAUACAGUCCUAAGUGUGAUUUGGUACUUGAUGCUGCACAUGAGAAGAGUACAGAAUCCAAUUCGGGGCCAAAACGUGAAGAAAUAAUGGAGAGUAUCUUGUUCAAGUGUUCAGACUUUGUCGUGGUACAGUUUAAAGAUAUGGACUCUAGCUACGCAAGAAGAGUCCCUUCAGAAACAGAUGCGUUUACUGACUCUGCUAUCAGUGCUAAAGUGAAUGGUGAACACAAAGAGAAAGACCUGGAGCCGUGGGAUGCAGGUGAACUCACUACCACUGAGGAACUGGAGUCUUUGGAGAACGAUGUAUCUAAUGGAUGGGAUCCCAAUGAUAUGUUUCGAUAUAAUGAAGAAAAUUAUGGUGUAGUGUCUACAUAUGAUAGCAGUUUAUCUUCAUAUACGGUGCCCUUAGAAAGGGAUAACUCAGAAGAAUUUUUAAAACGGGAAGCAAGGGCAAACCAGUUAGCAGAAGAAAUUGAAUCAAGUGCCCAGUAUAAAGCCCGGGUGGCCCUGGAAAAUGAUGAUAGGAGCGAGGAAGAAAAAUACACAGCAGUUCAGAGAAAUUCCAGUGAACGUGAGGGGCACAACAUAAACACUAGGGAAAACAAGUAUAUUCCUCCUGGACAAAGAAAUAGAGAAGUCAUAUCCUGGGGAAGUGGGAGACAGAAUUCACCACGUAUGGGCCAGCCGGGAUCGGGCACCACGCCAUCGAGAUCCACCUCUCACACUUCAGAUUUCAGCCCGAAUGCUGGUUCAGACCAAAGAGUAGUUAAUGGAGGUGUUCCCUGGCCAUCGCCUUGCCCAUCUCCUUCCUCUCGCCCACCUUCUCGCUACCAGUCAGGUCCCAACUCUCUUCCACCUCGGGCAGCCACCCCUACACGGCCGCCCUCCAGGCCCCCCUCGCGGCCAUCCAGGCCCCCGUCUCACCCCUCUGCUCAUGGUUCUCCAGCUCCUGUCUCUACUAUGCCUAAACGCAUGUCUUCAGAAGGGCCUCCAAGGAUGUCCCCAAAGGCUCAGCGACACCCUCGAAAUCACAGAGUUUCUGCUGGGAGGGGUUCCAUUUCCAGUGGCUUAGAAUUUGUAUCCCACAACCCACCCAGUGAAGCAGCUACUCCUCCAGUGGCAAGGACCAGCCCUGCAGGGGGAACGUGGUCGUCAGUAGUCAGUGGGGUUUCAAGGUUAUCCCCUAAAACUCACAGACCCAGGUCUCCCAGACAGAACAGUAUUGGGAAUACUCCCAGUGGGCCAGUUGUUGCUUCUCCCCAAGCUGGUAUUAUUCCGACAGAAGCCGUUGCCAUGCCUGUUCCAGCUGCGUCUCCUACGCCUGCUAGUCCUGCAUCCAACAGAGCUGUCACCCCGUCUACGGAGGCUAAAGAUUCCAGACUUCAAGACCAGAGGCAGAACUCUCCUGCAGGGAAUAAAGAAAAUAUUAAGCCCAGUGAGACAUCACCUAGUUUUUCAAAAGCUGAAAAUAAAGGUAUAUCACCAAUUGUUUCUGAACAUAGAAAACAGAUUGAUGAUUUAAAGAAGUUUAAGAAUGAUUUUAGGUUACAGCCAAGUUCAACUUCUGAUUCUGUGGAUCAACUGCUAAACAAAAAUAGAGAGGGAGAAAAAUCAAGAGAUUUGAUCAAAGACAAAAUUGAACCAAGUACUAAGGAUUCUUUCCUUGAGAAUAGCAGCAGCAACUGCACCAGCGGCAGCAGCAAGCCCAACAGCCCCAGCAUUUCCCCCUCGGUACUCAGUAACGCGGAGCACAAGCGAGGACCAGAGGUCACAUCCCAGGGGGUUCAGACUUCCAGUCCAGGAUGUAAACCAGACAAGGAUGAUAAGGAGGAGAAGAAAGAUGCAGCUGAGCAAGUCAGGAAAUCCACAUUGAAUCCCAACGCAAAGGAGUUCAACCCGCGUUCCUUUUCUCAGCCAAAGCCUUCUACCACCCCAACUUCGCCUCGGCCUCAAGCACAACCAAGCCCAUCUAUGGUGGGUCAUCAGCAGCCAACUCCAGUUUAUACUCAGCCGGUUUGUUUUGCACCAAAUAUGAUGUAUCCAGUCCCAGUGAGCCCGGGCGUGCAACCUUUAUACCCAAUACCUAUGACGCCCAUGCCAGUGAACCAAGCCAAGACAUAUAGAGCAGGUAAAGUACCAAAUAUGCCCCAACAGCGGCAAGACCAGCAUCAUCAGAGCACCAUGAUGCACCCAGCCUCUGCGGCAGGCCCCCCCAUUGUAGCCACCCCUCCAGCUUAUUCCACGCAAUAUGUUGCCUAUAGUCCUCAGCAGUUUCCAAACCAGCCUCUUGUUCCGCAUGUGCCACAUUAUCAGUCUCAGCAUCCUCAUGUCUAUAGUCCUGUAAUACAGGGUAAUGCUAGGAUGAUGGCACCUCCAACACAUGCCCAGCCUGGUUUAGUAUCUUCUUCAGCAACUCAGUACGGGGCUCAUGAGCAGACGCAUGCGAUGUAUGCAUGUCCCAAAUUACCAUACAACAAGGAGACAAGCCCUUCUUUCUACUUUGCCAUUUCCACUGGUUCCCUUGCUCAGCAGUAUGCGCACCCCAACGCUACCCUGCACCCACAUACUCCACAUCCUCAGCCUUCGGCUACCCCCACCGGACAACAGCAAAGCCAACAUGGUGGAAGUCACCCUGCCCCCAGCCCCGUUCAGCACCAUCAGCACCAGGCGGCCCAGGCUCUCCAUCUGGCCAGUCCACAGCAGCAGUCAGCCAUCUACCACGCGGGGCUCGCGCCAACCCCACCCUCCAUGACACCUGCCUCCAACACGCAGUCGCCACAAAAUAGUUUCCCAACAGCACAACAAACCGUCUUUACGAUCCAUCCUUCUCAUGUUCAGCCGGCAUACACCAAUCCACCCCACAUGGCCCACGUACCUCAGGCUCAUGUACAGUCAGGAAUGGUUCCUUCUCAUCCAACUGCCCAUGCGCCAAUGAUGCUAAUGACGACACAGCCACCCGGCGGUCCCCAGGCCGCCCUCGCUCAAAGUGCACUACAGCCCAUUCCAGUCUCGACAACAGCGCAUUUCCCCUAUAUGACGCACCCUUCAGGUGAGGCGUGUGUGUGCAGGGGCCGCCGGGGCACCCAAAGCAUUCUGCUCGCACAGGGCAAAGGGCAGGCAGGGCCAGCGCUUCACACCCCACGUUGGAGAGCUAGCAAGAUCCGUUCCAGUGCGCACAGUAGGGACUGUGACGGUCAGCUCAGUGUCAGGGCCUGAGGCUCCCGGAGCCUAGUCUGUGUGUUCUUUGGUCUCCAGGAUUUGGCUUGAUGAGCAGCAGCAGCAGAAGUCUGGGUGGCUGGCGCAUGCCUAGGACUCAGUUGGCCUUCUUUGUUACGACAGGCUGGACAGGGCGGCGUGUUCCGUCCUGAGGCCCAGCAGUCUGCCAUGUGGGGGGUUGUCACCAGAGCAGAGUUUGAGUGGAGCUCUGAGAACACUCCUGGUGCACAGGUGCUGUGUGUGGUUGGUGGUGAGUGCAGUGUCAGCUCCAGUCCACGCCCCGCAGGGAGGCUGCCGUGGCUUUAUUCACAGGCGAACUUCUACUCUGAAAGCAGUACUGGUGCUUGGCCUAGUAUUUUGGGAGGGGGUACGUUAAGUAAGGCCUUUUUCCUAGCCCAUGGGCAAGAAGUCUUGUAGGAGUUUUAUCUGAAAUGGUUUUAUGUCUGACUGGUUUGUUUCUACCCACCCUCCCUCCCCCCACCCCCCCAUGCAGAUGGGAGGGAAAAAGUGAAUUUAAUCUUGAGUCUUGCUGAGCUAGCACAAGGAUAGUGUACAGUCGUGUGCUGCAGACACUAGGCUCAUGUGGUGUUGCCAGUUUUGUGUUUAAAUAUUCCCUUUUCUUUCUUACAGUACAAGCCCACCACCAACAGCAGUUGUAAGGCUGCCCUGGAGGAACCCAAAGGCCAAAUCCCCUCCUCCCUUCUACUGCUUCUACCAACUGGAAGCACAGAAAACUAGAAUUUCAUUUAUUUUGUUUUUAAAAAUAUACGUUGAUUUCUUGUAACAUCCAAUAGGAAUGCUAACAGUUCACCUUGCAGUGAAAGACAUUUGGACCGAAUAGCGGCAUUUAGGAACUUGUGGGCCGUUCCAUAAUUCCAUCUGCUGUUCAGAGUCCCGCAAGUACCCUAGCUCUGCUUGCUGAAACUGGAAGUUAUUUAUUUUUUAAUGACCCUUUGAAAGUCAUAAACACAUCAGCUAGCAAAAGAAGUAACAAGAGUGAUUCUUGCUAUUACUGCUAAAAAAAAAAAUCAAGACUCGGAACACCCUUUUACUAAACUCAACAAAGGUUCAGUAAAUUCUUACCGUCAUACCGGCGGAUUAUUAUUUAUAAAUCAAGUUUGAUGAGCUGAUCACUGUCUACAGUGGUUCAACUUUUAAGUUAAGGGAAAAACUUUUACUUUGUAGAUAAUAUAAAAUAAAAACUUAAAAAAAAUUAAAAAAUAAAAAAAGUUUUAAAAACUGA